Messenger RNA from Xenopus laevis (African clawed frog), 2194 nucleotides. RefSeq names its product tetraspanin 9 S homeolog (gene tspan9.S). The coding region runs from base 424 to 1404 and encodes 326 amino acids. Gene Ontology annotation, cellular component: plasma membrane; membrane. NCBI's taxonomy places the organism in Eukaryota, Metazoa, Chordata, Amphibia, Anura, Pipidae. The transcript has 7 exons. The record is from RefSeq and is a predicted model, not a curated record.
GGGAUUUUCGGUGGGAUUGCCCUGUACAGUUGCAGCUGCCGAUGCUUCUAUACAACGGCACAGGCAGCUAUUGGAGAUCACUGGGAGAAGGAUCCUUGCACGAGCUUCAGGGGGGCUACGGAAAACACUCUGGGAAGGGGAGAUGUUAUACAUCAGCCCAACAGGAUUCCUAGUGUUCUAGGAUGUGACAAGGUAACACUGUAGCGAGGAUUGGAAGUGCCGUAGGUUACAUUGUAGCUGGAAAACACAGUGCACCCUGCCAAUGCCUAGGAGGUGAAUAUAUAUAUAUAUAUAUAUAUAAAUAAGCUUCUUACUGGGAUAAAGGAUCUGUGUUCUAGAGCACUAGUUCCCCUUUACUGCGAGCCCCGAUUGCAUGCUGAGAGAUGCUAGACAAUAGCUGCGGGCACUGUGCAAAGAAAGACCAUGGAAAAGUCAAGUAGCGAAGAUUCCUCCAUCCACCGAAGUCCGUCCGUAGACAGCAGAGACUCGGCUAAGCCUUCCACUUCAGCCAGGGACUGUGGGAGGGGGUUCACCGCCGGAGCGUUUUAUGGUACCGCUGGAUCCCGCGCCCAGAGCCAGGCCGGCGGCAAAAGGGACAAGUACUCUGCACCCAAGGGUGGGAAGUAUGUGGUGUUUUACCUGGAUCUAUCGUUUGUUUUCCUUCUAGAGUUUAAGAAGUGCAACAUGGCGCGAGGCUGUCUCUGCUGCUUGAAAUACAUGAUGUUCCUCUUCAACUUGAUAUUUUGGCUGUGCGGCUGUGGACUAUUAGGAGUGGGAAUAUGGCUGUCCGUUUCUCAAGGAAAUUUCGCAACGUUUUCUCCCAGCUUCCCAUCUCUGUCAGCUGCGAAUCUGGUCAUUGUGAUCGGAACAGUCGUGAUGGUGACUGGCUUUCUUGGCUGUUUAGGUGCUAUCAAGGAAAACAAGUGCCUCCUUUUAAGUUUUUUCAUCAUCCUGUUGAUCAUUCUUCUAACAGAGCUGAUCCUGCUGAUCCUGUUCUUUGUGUAUAUGGACAAGGUCAAUGAGAAUGCCAAGCAGGAUUUGAAAGACGGCUUAUUGCUUUACAAUUCCGAAAAUAACGUGGGCCUGAAGAACGCGUGGAACAUAAUCCAGGCAGAGAUGCACUGCUGCGGAGUUACAGAUUAUACGGAUUGGUAUCCAGUGUUAGGGGAAAACACGGUUCCCGAUCGAUGUUGUAUGGAAAAUUCCCAGGACUGCGGUCAUAAUUCUACCAGUUUAGUUUGGAAAACGGGUUGUUAUGAGAAAGUGAAAAUGUGGUUUGAUGAUAACAAGCAUGUUCUGGGCACCAUUGGGAUGUGCAUCCUCAUAAUCCAGAUACUUGGCAUGGCCUUCUCCAUGACGCUUUUCCAGCAAAUUCACAGGACUGGUAAAAAAUACGAUGCCUAAAACAUUAAUAGAACCUUUGUAUCAACACACACCUUGCCACAAAGAAGACAAACAAAAAACUAAAAAAUUAGGCAUAAAGCCACCUACUUUUUCUGCUUCACUGUAACAUGACUGGUCUACAGUCUGAACUUGUUCCUUGACUUAACAUUUUUCUCGCAUAUUGCAUUUUGCUAUUCAUUUGCCAAAGAAGAAUCUGCGUUCUCCAUAGAUGCACCCUAACAACUCUUCUUGGACUCAAAUGGAAGUGCUUCGCUUACUAAUAUACUUUAAGACUCCUACCAAGACAGAACAGAUGAACUUGUGUUUGCAGGACGCUUCUGGAAAGGUUUUAGCGGAAGGUCUUCUAAAGACAAAGACAUGUUUGGAACCGCUGAGAAUACACAGGGAGCCAAGGAGAAGAGCAGAAGAGAAACCAGUCUGCAUGGAAUCUAUAACAUUUUUGUACCUUAUUGAAACUAUUUUGUUACCAACUAGAAUUAGUAUUUUCCUUUCUAUGUUUUUAAAGUUUUUGGUUUAGUUUACACACAGUUUUAAUCUCCCCCCCCCCCAAAAAGUGCAAUCUUUAAAGGAUGACACAAAAAAACCCUGAAGAUGUUAGAUCUUAGGACGUAUAAUUCAGAGAGAGGAUAAAGAGCUAUUGAUACAGUUUUCUUGUGAUUCUGCUCCACAGCCGCGUUCUUCUUCAGUAUUAGAAAGCCUAAUAUUGUUUUAAGGCCUGGAAAGUAUAUAACAAAAAAUGAUAUUUUUCUUAUCUGUGACUAAACUGGAACAAAUACAUCGUUUUGACAUA